AUGGAGGAGGUGGUGAAGAGACGGCCGAUAAUCUCUGCUAGAGAAAGAGGCCCGGGACCUGGACGCUACGCUCUGCCCCCUACAGUUGGAUACAUCAACCAUGACUUCACUAAACCCAGCAGCCCAGCAUACUCCUUCCACGGCCGCAUGAGCACGGUCUCUGCGGACUCCAGCCCAGGACCAAGGUACCACAUUGACGCCAAGGUUACCCGGUUUGGCCGGAUGGAGACGCCAUCCUACUCUAUUUUGGGAAGAGGAAGGCGCACAGGGAGUAAAGUCGAGCUGUUCCAGACUCCUGGGCCAGGGGCCUACAGCCCAGAAAAGGCUCCACCUCUCAAUGCUCACCGCAGACCUCCAUCCUACACCAUCGGUGCCCGCACCAGAUACCGCUCUGUGGAUGCUGUACCAGCACCCAACAGCUACAGUCUUCCUAAUCUGCUGGGCUGCCAGGUUCCCAACAAAUCCUCCAGUGCCAGCUACAGCAUCUCGAGCCGGAGGAAGGUCGGAGCUCCCUCCGAAGAUCUCUCCAUGAGCCCCGGACCGGGAAAAUACAACAGCACCAACCCAGACAUUUACCGCCAGCGCCAGCCCUCCUUCACCAUGCAGGGCCAGACUAAGAGGCCCAGUUAUUCCUCUGCUAUUCCCGGCCCGGGCACAUACAGCCCAGAGAAGUUUCACAUGCAUCUUCCCAAACCCCCGUCCUUCACUCUGGGCGUCAGACACUCUGAGUUUGUCACCCCACUUGUGGUGGAUGUAGCUGACUGACCCAUUCUCUGG
This is a messenger RNA of Lates calcarifer (barramundi perch), 777 nucleotides long. It is a transcript of the gene odf3l2a, whose product is annotated as outer dense fiber of sperm tails 3-like 2a. The coding region runs from base 1 to 765 and encodes 254 amino acids. The transcript is spliced from 5 exons. The record is from RefSeq and is a predicted model, not a curated record. Gene Ontology annotation, cellular component: cytoskeleton. NCBI's taxonomy places the organism in Eukaryota, Metazoa, Chordata, Actinopteri, Centropomidae.